AUGGCAGAGAGAUCUCUGCGUCUUCUGGCGCUUUACCUGUUGUGUGGCACCACACUGUGCAUGCCCACAGACAUACUACAAGACUUUGACGUCGACGAUGGACGAGAUCGGGACAUUUUUGAGAUCAAUGAAGAGGCAGGGUUAAAUCUGGUGGAAGGCGACAUUGUGCUCGACGAGAAACAAUCUAGAAACUCCAUCAUUGGUGAUGAGUACAGGUGGCCUACAACCAUUCCGUACUACAUGGAGGACGACCUCGAGAUUAAUGCAAAAGGUGUAAUCCUGAAGGCCUUUGAGCAGUACCGCCUCAAGACCUGCAUUGACUUCAAGCCUUGGACAGGCGAAUCAAACUACAUCUCCAUCUUUAAAGGCAGCGGGUGCUUCUCCUCUGUGGGCAACCGGCGAGUCGGCAAGCAGCGAUUGUCAAUAGGCAAAAACUGUGACCGCAUCGCUACCAUUGAACAUGAGUUUCUCCAUGCUUUGGGUUUCUGGCACGAGCAGUCCAGGGCGGACCGAGACGACUACGUCAUCAUUAUGUGGGACCGCAUCUCAGAGGGCAGAGAUCACAACUUUAAGACGUACAACGACACCACUUCGAGCUCGCUGGGUGUCCCUUACGACUACGGCUCCAUGAUGCACUACAGCAAGACGGCCUUCAGCAAUGGUUCCGAGCCCACCAUCGUCACCAAGAUCGCUGCCUUCAGCGACGUCAUUGGCCAGAGGAUGGAGUUCAGCGACAACGACUUGCUUAAGCUCAGCCGCCUUUACAACUGCACUCAAGGAUCCACUUUUCUGGACUCAUGUGAUUUUGAACGUGAGAACAUCUGCGGGAUGAUCCAAGGACCAGGGGACUCGGCCGACUGGAACAGGGUGGCCACAGCGGCAGGCGGGCCCGACACAGAUUACUCUAACAUGGGCAAAUGCACUGGCUCCGGCUAUUUCAUGCACUUCAACACAAGCGCAUCUAACAUUGGAGACACGGCCCACCUUGAGAGCAGAAUGCUGUACCCCAAAAGAGGUUACCAAUGUCUGCAGUUCUUCUUCUACAACAGUGGCGGCCCCGAGGACAAGCUGAACAUCUCUGUUCGAGAGUAUGAUAGCGCCAACCCUGCCGGGAAACUGCGCUUCAUCACCACCAUUGAUGGACCCCCUCAGAACCUGUGGCAGCUGCACCACAUCAGCCUGGACGUCACAAAGAAAUUCCGUGUAGUCUUUCAGGGCACCAAAGAAGGCACAGGCCCAUCAUCAGGUGGACUCUCUCUGGAUGACAUCAACAUCUCAGAGACAAAAUGUCCAGAGUUCGUAUGGCGCGUAAAGAACUUCAGCCACGUCAUGGACAACACCCCCAUUAACAAGGCCAUCUUCAGCCCGCCUUUCACCUCCAAGGAGGGCUACACCUUCCAGAUGAAACUCUAUCCCAGCGGUAAAACCGACUACACGGGGCAGCUGUCAGCCUACGCUAAUCUGGUGGCCCGGGCAGGGGACAUCGGGCAGACCUGGCCUUGCCCCUGGAAACAAAUCACCAUGAUGCUCAUGGACCAGCACCCGCACAUCCAGAAGCGCAUGUCCAACCAGCGCAGCGUCACCACAGAUCCCAAGAAGACCACAGGUUCCCAUUGCUUACAUAUUGAACCAAUCUAUUGGUUCUAUAUUGGUGACUUCAUUCAUUCACCCUGUCCAUCAGGCUCCAACAAGCUCUUCUGGGACGACCCUCGCAAGGUGGGCGUUGAGGUGACAGAUACAGAUGGGUCCAAGUAUUUCCGUGGACCCGGCUCUGGUACUGCGGUGUACCUCACCCACCUGAGAGCAAAGAGCAGGGAUUUUAUCAAGGGAGGGGACGCCAUCUUUCUCCUCAGCAUGGAGGAUGUGUCUCAUCUGACAGUCAGCCAACCUCUGCCAACUGCAAUCCCAACCCCUUCAUCCACAACCACCACCACCGAUGUGUGUACAGAUGUGACGUGUCUGAAUGACGGUUUGUGCGUGCUGGACCAAGGAAAAGCUGUUUGCAGGUGUGCUGUGGGGGCUGACUGGUGGUUCUAUGGGGACAGCUGCGAGCACAAAGGUUCUCUCAAGGACAACAGCACCCUGGCUCUGGCCUCCUCUCUGUCUGUACUGGCCGCCAUGCUGGUCAUUACCACAGUCACUGCCGUGUGUCUGAAGAAGAAGUACAAGAAGCGCAGUAAUCAGAAUAGUGUCAUCAUGGCGAACAUGAACACGACGGGCAAACCCUGA
Dunckerocampus dactyliophorus (ringed pipefish) is the source of this 2229-nucleotide messenger RNA. RefSeq names its product meprin A subunit beta b (gene mep1bb). Gene Ontology annotation, biological process: proteolysis. Gene Ontology annotation, cellular component: membrane. NCBI's taxonomy places the organism in Eukaryota, Metazoa, Chordata, Actinopteri, Syngnathiformes, Syngnathidae. Gene Ontology annotation, molecular function: protein binding; zinc ion binding; metalloendopeptidase activity. The transcript is spliced from 13 exons. Bases 1 to 2229 code for a protein of 742 amino acids. The record is from RefSeq and is a predicted model, not a curated record.